Eupeodes corollae is the source of this 1105-nucleotide messenger RNA. Its product is annotated as keratin, type I cytoskeletal 9. The transcript is spliced from 6 exons. The record is from RefSeq and is a predicted model, not a curated record. NCBI's taxonomy places the organism in Eukaryota, Metazoa, Arthropoda, Insecta, Diptera, Syrphidae. The coding region runs from base 187 to 963 and encodes 258 amino acids.
AGAUGAAAAAUGAAUGAACAAAUAGAACAAGAAAAAUUUUAUAAAAGACAAACCCAACUACCUGGACAGGUUUAUUAUAAUUCAAAGCUUAAGCGGUGUUAACAGAAGGUCUCUCGUCUUGAAGUGAAUUAAACCUUAUACAAAAUAAAAUACAAAACAACGAAGACAUAACAAAUAUCAACAAUUAUGUGGAAGUUGAUAUUAGCUUGUGCUGUUAUGCUUGGAUCUGCGAGUACAUCUCAUCAAAAAAGAUAUGUUGACAAUUACGGAUCUGGCAGAAAUUACGCUCCCGAUUAUGGAUUUUUUGAUCCAUAUGAAUUCCAACAAAAAUUAAGUCAACAAAUUAUGUCACAGCAAAACCAUCAUAACAGAGCGCUUUCUUCGGUGUUUGCCACAAAUGAUGCAUCUGCAUUUGCUGAAGCUUCAAAUGUCCCCGAUUUCGAUGAGCUCUUCCAAGAACAAUUCUCCCAUCAACAAAGAUUCUUUGAUAAUCUUCGUCGUCAAUCCCAAGCUGCUGCAGCAGGAGCUUUCAGUGGUGCUUCAUCUAGUUCUGGUGGAUUUGGAUCUGGUUCUGGGUAUGGAACUCGAUCUGGAUUCGGAUCUGGAUAUGGAAAUGGAUAUGGACCAGGAUCUGGAUCUGGUUCAGAUUAUGGUUCAUCUUCUGGUAAUUAUGCACCAAAUUAUGCUUCAGCCAGUGGAAGUUAUGGUCCAGGAGGUGGACAUCAAACUGCUUCAAUUUACCCAGAAAAUCCGAACGUUCCCAACAUAAAUACUCGAUUUUCCGAUGACGAUAGUGGAAUUGGAGGCGGCAGUAGCGGCGGCGGUGGUGGUGGCUACCGUGGAGUUUCUGUGAGUUCCUAUUCAAGUUCAUCAGAUGUCAAUGGUAAAAAGACAAAUCAACGUGGUGCUUCAACAACAAUCAAUGACAAUGGAAAAGUCACAACAUACCGCGUUCACUCUUAGAUGACAAAAUUUAAAAUAUAGCUAUGUACCUACCUAUUCGAAAAUAUAUAACUGUGUAUUUGUAAAACGUCCAUUAAUAUGAUUUAUUUAAAAGAAAAACAAAUAAAAUAAUAUGUUUUAUUUUUUUAAACUUAUCGUUGAA